GCAUUGAAAGGUAAUUUUGGGGAUUUCUGAGUCACAGCUGUACUAAUCUUAGUUUCAGUAAACAUGGUAAAGAAGUACUUCGUGUCUGGUUUUAUGGCGGAAGAUAUAAAGGGAAUAUCAAGUAUACUCGACGAAAAUUGUUUUUCUGCGAAUACUUGGCUUCCCUGGGUUAACGGAACGGUUAACCUUAAUCGUCUACUGGAAACAGAAAGUAAUUUGUACAUCCGAUCGGAACGAUUUUUAACUGAAAAUGAAAAGUGUUAUGGCGUAACCAUCAAAGGUUUUAGUGCAGUUCAACAUAAGUUACUUCCUAUUCACAAAAUCGAUCAUACAUUCUGCGAAAAUUUUUUAUUUGAAUCAAGUUAUGAUGACAUAAUCCUUAUUUCAUCUGACAUUUCACAUGAAACGGGCUGUUCUCGUGAAUCAAGUGUUUUUAUAUACAAAGUUUCGGAAAAUUAUUCUUUAACAAAGAGCUUUGUGGUGCCCGAACUGGUGAAGCAGAUUAGCGUUGGGCAUGCACACGCAAUAGCUUUGGCAGAUAACGGUAAAAGCCUGUUCACAUGGGGUUGCAACACAAGAGGAGAGCUUGGGACUUCAUCAAACAAAGUGAACUCUGAGAAGUUUGAGUUGGUUGAGCAACUGAAUGGAAUGAAUUGGGCAAUGGUGGCAGCAGGUGGUUGGCACAGCGCUUGUUUGUCUCCAACUGGAGAUGUCUAUCUUUGGGGUUGGAAUGCUGAUGGGCAAAUUGGGGCUGAUCCCAUGACGGAAGGGUCAGUUAUUUCCUCGCCUCGGCUGCUGGAUAUCAGCAUGCGUCCAGCGGAAGUAAAAUCGGAAAAUUUCGUUGAUUUCCAGAAAGUGGCCUUGGGGUCCAGGCAUUCAGUGCUGUUAGAUGUAGAUGGAAAUGUGUGGACCUUUGGUUGGAAUGCAUAUGGCCAAUGCCAACCUGGACCUCCUAAUGACGAAAAUAACAUGCGUAAUUAUUACGAAGAGAGCAGUGCAAAUUGGCAGCCAAAAAUAAUGGAUUUUGGAACUAGCACACCUGUUGUUGUUGUAUCAAUAGCUGCAGCUCCUUGGACAACAAUAUCGGCCUACUACUCUGACAAAUGACAGCAGCCCAAGGGCUGGUGGCCAUGAUGACCACUCGGACGAUGAGUUUGAAGAGGGGGGCAGGAGGGACCAGGAUGAGUAUGACAAGUAUGGAGCAGGGAAGCACAAACAGGACAGGAAGAAAAGCA
This is a messenger RNA of Symsagittifera roscoffensis, 1235 nucleotides long. RefSeq names its product syntaxin-1A-like. Gene Ontology annotation, cellular component: endomembrane system; SNARE complex; plasma membrane. Lineage: Eukaryota; Metazoa; Xenacoelomorpha; Acoela; Convolutidae. The record is from RefSeq and is a predicted model, not a curated record. The coding region runs from base 64 to 1107 and encodes 347 amino acids. Gene Ontology annotation, molecular function: SNAP receptor activity; SNARE binding. The transcript is spliced from 3 exons. Gene Ontology annotation, biological process: exocytosis; intracellular protein transport; vesicle fusion.